Messenger RNA from Echinococcus granulosus, 459 nucleotides. RefSeq lists its product as hypothetical. The record is from RefSeq and is a predicted model, not a curated record. NCBI's taxonomy places the organism in Eukaryota, Metazoa, Platyhelminthes, Cestoda, Cyclophyllidea, Taeniidae. The transcript has 4 exons. Bases 1 to 459 code for a protein of 152 amino acids.
AUGAAUAGGUCUUGGGUAGCAGUUUCCGCUGUCCCACUGAUCUACCAAAAUACUUCUCUUCCACCGAUCCGCAAUUCCGCGCCGACCCGCCAAGAAGGAGGGGAGGAGGAUGCGCUGCUUUCCCACAGGUUGACUUCCUGGAACACCGAUUCAAGUGCUGCUCAGUUGGAGCGAGUAUUCGGUGCGGGUUACAACAACCUUAUCAGUCACCCUACAGAUCCGCAGACAGCAAUGUCAACCGUGCAGGUGUUGCCGGGACCGCAGCUGGAACCGCUUCAACCCCAACCGGCUCCUCUUCCUCCUCCUGCUCCUUCUCAUCUGAAGGCGCUGCCUCAACCACCAAUCAAAAAACGAACUCCGUCAGAGGUUCCUUCAUUUAGGGGUUCCUUUUCCUCUGCUCGUGGAUUGGAGCACUUGGCAGUUGGCAUACUCGCAUUCACGUACUUCAACCAGAAAUAA